AUGAGUAAGAAGGCCAAAUACAGGGAUAUGUGUGGUCUGCAAAGUUCUCCACCCUGCCUGGGCGCAUUCCUGUAUAUCCUUAAUUGUUUUCUUUUGUUGCUGCUCCAGAAGGAGGCUCUUGGCUGUCCAGCUGCUUGCCAGCUCUGCACAGGGAGACAAGUUAGCUGUCGUAAUUUAGGGCUUUGGAGCAUCCCACGGAACUUUCCAAAAACGACAAUUCUUGUGUACCUCAGUGGGAAUAAUAUAUCGCAUGUCAUUCCAAAUGAACUACGAGGCCUUCAGAAUCUUGCUGCACUCUACAUGGAUAACUCUAGUAUUUCGUAUGUACACCCAAAAGCUUUUGUGGAACUGCCCAGACUGUGCUACUUGCAUCUAAAUAACAAUAAUAUUAAGCGCCUGGAUCCAGGAAUCUUUGAAGGUCUUUCCAAUCUUCAUUGUUUAUACCUUCAGAAUAAUCAAAUAACGUUUGUUCCAAGAGGAUUAUUUAGUGAUCUCCUUUCUGUGAGAUAUUUAACACUUCAAAGAAAUCGUCUCAGUGUCCUUGGAAGUGGAACUUUCUUGGGAAUGAUGAGUCUCCAAACACUUAACCUAGCCAAUAAUAAGAUUUCACGGAUAUCAGAUUCAGCAUUUCAUCAUCUUGAAAACCUUGCAUAUUUGUUCCUUGAAGGUAAUAACUUAACACUUGUGCCCUCAAAUGCUAUUGGAAGGCUCAAAAAUCUUGAAAGACUUUCUUUGUCUCACAAUCCCAUUGGAUCAAUACAUCCUUUUGCAUUUAAAGGACUUAACAAGCUUAGACAUCUGUCUUUAAAAAACGUAAAGCUAAAAUGUAUUGCUGUAAAUGGAUUUUUUGGAUUAAACAACCUUAGCCAGUUAAUCUUAAGUUAUAAUGAUUUAGAAAAUAUAAAUUCCAGCACUUUUACUUUAUUGAACAACUUAAUGUAUCUGCAGUUAGACAGAAAUAAAAUAACCAGUAUUGGUGAUGGUACCUUUGAAAAAAUGGGACAGUCACUUAAAAUGCUCAGUUUAGCAUUUAAUAAUAUUACAGAGUUACAACCUGAAGUGCUCAAGCCCCUAGUGUCUUUAACUCAUCUACAGGUAAAUUACAAUCCUUGGAACUGCACCUGCAAAAUGCUUGGGUUGCUUAAUUGGCUCUCAUCGUCUCCUGUUCCUGUAAAAAUUCACUGUCAGAACCCCCUGAGCAUGCGUGGUAGACCUUUGCAUUACAUGAAGUGGGCUCAGUUUGCAAACUGCAGUAGCCCCACUUCCAGUCCAGAAACAGCCUGGAGCCUAGGAUCGGUAGGUGUCCGUCACAGCACUACCACGUUGCUGAUGGCGUGGCAUAAGGGAAACAGGCACAAUGCCUUUGAAGAGUUUGUCAAUGCAGAAACCAAGUAUGUUGCUUUCUGGGAAGGAACUACAGCUACAUCUGCUAACCCGUUGCCCUACGAAGAAAAUGCUGCUGAAAUUCCAUCGCAGGCAGCUACGGUAGUAUCAACAUUACCGGUGCAGAUACCAGCACAGAUGAUACCUGUUACCAGAACUGUAGAAGAAAAAGGUUUAUUUCCAACAGAUGCCACUCCUGUGUCGUUAAAAACAUCCCUACUUUGUACACAACAGGUUGAAAAGCUGAAUCAGGCUUUUGACAUUUUACUGGCCUUUUUCAUUCUGGCUUGUGCUGUGAUCCUGUUCUUAACCUGUAAAAUUAUUCAGUUUAGGCAGAAACUAAAGGUGUUGGAAAACUCAGGGGAAAAGAGAAUAGAAUAUUAUGGGGUUUAUCAGCCUGGCAGAUACAACAUAAAUGACACCGUGCAGUCUCUAACUCGGAAUUCAGUGGGGCAUUCAGAACUGGAUCAAAUCAGGCUGCUCAAGCGAACAGCAUCUGAAAGUCAGGCACAGGUCAUACUGUUUGAACAUUCAUCAUUGUAG
Eurypyga helias (sunbittern) is the source of this 1926-nucleotide messenger RNA. RefSeq names its product leucine rich repeat containing 70 (gene LRRC70). The coding region runs from base 1 to 1926 and encodes 641 amino acids. Gene Ontology annotation, molecular function: protein binding. NCBI's taxonomy places the organism in Eukaryota, Metazoa, Chordata, Aves, Eurypygiformes, Eurypygidae. The transcript has a single exon. The record is from RefSeq and is a predicted model, not a curated record.